This is a messenger RNA of Arabis nemorensis, 1023 nucleotides long. The record is from the annotation of a GenBank genome assembly. Lineage: Eukaryota; Viridiplantae; Streptophyta; Magnoliopsida; Brassicales; Brassicaceae.
AUGGCUAAUCCAAUGAAUGAUUUAUUCUUAGCCUAUCUCACCAUUUCCGAUAUGCACACUCAAGUGCAGAUAAAUCGAGAUAACGAAUCGGCUCCAUCGGCUGCUCCAACAGAGAUUUAUAAAACAAUGUAUCGAUCAUGUGUCGGUUUUGGAUUUCGUCGUUAUCUGUCAUGGAUCAUGACAGAGUAUUGCGAGCUGAUGCAAAUUGCACCAAGCCAGUUGGUUCUCCGAGCUUGGGGAUUGAUACAUGCUCUGCAAGUCUUGUCCGACCUAUCUGGCAUUGAUAUCUCCGGGAAAAUGGUGGCACACUCGUUUUGCCUUGUUAGCGUUGAAGGAAAUUCCCGAAGAUUCAACCUUCAACUUCGCGAAGGUGAAAGCUCUCAUGUUGAUCCUCCAAUGUGGCUGGAUGCAAGUGCUGAUGGUGGAGAAUACUUCUAUGUCAUCCACGAUGGAGUUGGAAGAGUCCGCAGCUGCUGGUUAGACAUAGGAGUUGUACCAGCGGAUGUGAUUCAUGAUGAAUCGUUCCCUGAUGUAUUCUACGAGCUGGAUAAAAGUUACAUGAACACUGCCUUAUUACUGCAUCCACGUAUUGUGGACAGAACUUCACUAGACACGUCUCUCACUGACCCAUUCAUCCCCCAAUAUAAUUUGGACCUUUUGAAGGCAGCGCUUAGAAUGUAUGAUUUUUUUCAAGAAGUUCCGGAUGAAAGUUCUGAUGAAGAGGACAAUGAAAACCCUCCAUAUGCGCCAGCGCGUGCUCCUGGAAGUUCCUCUCAGGUGCUUGUCCAGGCCGUUCAACCAUCAGAGUUGCUUCGUGAACAGAAAUAUUUGAUGGCAGAAAUUCAAGCAACCAAAUACCGCUUGGAAAAACUUCAUGCUCGCUAUGUCCAAGUUCAACAUUCUCUUCAUGGAACUCGCCCGACAAACGAAGCUGAAUGCUCAAGGAAUGUAAGAACCCGCCCGACAGACGAAGGUGGAUGCUCAAGAAAUGUAAGAAAUUGUCGGUCUCGGCGGUCUUCUUAG